AUGCGCCAGCGCUUCAAGGAAUCAAAUCUCACGAUAGAAACGCUCUCGGGCCAGUUGAUCACCGUAAGAGCAGCUCUCAGCCAAAUCAACCUGCUGAUUGUCGAAUCUCUCUCGCGAGAUGAACAACACUACCAGCUGACUCUGGACCUCAGCGCCGCAAUUGGCUGCUGCAACCUCCUUCUCCGCCUCCUUGACGAGCAACUUGCCAAACUUCAGUAUAAUGAUACGGAUGAAGUCACAUUUCUCAGCAAAGUUAACCUGAUGCUCGAGAGCAAAGGGACUGAAGACUGCCUUACUCGGCUGGAUCGGCAGAUUAAUGCGCUCAAUUUGCUUGUUACAGCGUUCAAAUGUCGAAACCCAAGAGUGCAACAAGAGUUCCUGCAAGAGACGGAGUCGAGGAGCGUCUUCGAUCAGGUCAGGGAUGAUUCGACCUCCCUGAUAGUCGUGUGCGACUCAGCGUCCAUUGUCACCCAACGCACCAGGACCACGACCGGGACCUCAAGGUUUUCAGCGAACUUCUCCUUUGACGCCGAAAUCCUGCAGGCAAACGCCUACAAGGCCACGCUCCGCUCCUUGAUGCGAAGAGCCCAGAACGACAACUCCCGGGAAAGAUACAGUCAGAACACUCGCAUAAAGUCCCCCGACGGGCCCACGCUUCGGAAACUGCCACGUCGAGUAAAGAUCUCUCGUCCAGAGAAUCUUAUGCAUGUCACACACGUCAGAUAUGACGUGCUAUAUGGCAGAUACACUGUGAGUCGAACUUAA
This is a messenger RNA of Cladophialophora carrionii CBS 160.54, 765 nucleotides long. RefSeq lists its product as uncharacterized. The transcript has a single exon. Lineage: Eukaryota; Fungi; Ascomycota; Eurotiomycetes; Chaetothyriales; Herpotrichiellaceae. The record is from RefSeq and is a predicted model, not a curated record. Bases 1 to 765 code for a protein of 254 amino acids.